Molecule: messenger RNA, 2319 nt
Organism: Diorhabda sublineata
Lineage: Eukaryota; Metazoa; Arthropoda; Insecta; Coleoptera; Chrysomelidae
Product: EF-hand domain-containing family member C2-like
Exons: 13
Coding region: 1-2319 (772 amino acids)
Biological process (GO): regulation of neuron projection development
Cellular component (GO): microtubule
Source: RefSeq, a predicted model, not a curated record
AUGUACAGGUGUCCAGAAUUACCGUUUUUACCUGGUUAUAGCUUCAAUCCAAAUAUUGGAAGAACAAAAUUUCAUAAUGACCCUAAAUUUGAUUUUAUUGGAAAAGGUAAUAGAGCGUUAAAAGAAAAGGUUAAGCCAAAUAUGUUUGGGCCGUUAUCUGAUAAAUACCCUUCUAUCUAUCCUCGAGGCGAAACCGUGGAGAUACCCGGCUGGAUAGCGUUUGAUAAAAAGAUUCUCUGUUUUGAUGCAUUUUUUCAAGAAACCUUGCAAGAAGUUAAGGGGUCACCGUUUAUGAUAAGAAAAGUAAAAAUUUAUUUAUUUUUAGAAGAUGGAACGAUACAGGUUGUAGAGCCUCGAGUUGAAAAUAGUGGUAUUACACAAGGUACAUUGAUUAGUCGACAAAGAAUUCGAUUUCCCGCACCGAUGGAUGAAAACUUUUACGAUAUAAUCGAUUUUAAUAUAGGCAGAGAAAUCGAAUUUUUCGGCAGAGUAUUCAAAAUUACAAAUUGUGAUAAGUUCACUAGAACAUUUUUAAAUCGAUGUGGAAUCAGUGUUUCAGAUCCAAUUGAAACUCCUGCUGAUCCUUAUAUGAAUAUAAGAGCCCAAGACAUGGGCUCUAUGCAACCAAAGAAACCUGUAAAAUCACAUGAUGCAUUGGGAAAAUUCUUGGCUAACGACAAGAAGGUUCUUCAUUUCCAAGGUUACUGGGAUGAUCAGAAAACAUUAUAUGGAUAUGUGCAUCAUUUGGAAGUUCGAUACUACUUAGCUGACGAUACCAUAGAAAUAAAAGAAUUGCAAUCAGAGGCUGGUGGCGAACCAAGUUUCAUGUUUUUGCGCAGAGGGAAAUUACCAAAAUUAUACAAGGAAUUAAGUACACCUGGCUACGAUUCGGCAUACACAGUACUUAAUGUUCUCGGUUCUGCAUUAGGAAAUCGUCGAUACAUUGUAGAUCCACUUGACUGUGGUAGAGAAAAAAUUGAUUAUUAUUGCGAAAGGGACUUAAGUAUAGGUGCAGUCCUCAACUGCUACGGAAGACAGAUUGUUCUAACUGAUUGCGAUUCAUUUACUAAAGAAUAUUAUGCCGCAAAAUACGGUAUAAGCGAAUUUACGCCACUGCAAAUACCGGAUACUAGAAAAUUGGUCAACAUCAUUCCUCAUCCAAAACAGCGUGAACUACCCCCUUGGAAUGGUUUCGGCACACAUGAAGACUCAGCUCAGAAUUGUAUAACGGUAGAACCAAAGGCUCCAUUCAAGGAUUUUAAGAAGUUUCUAAUGUAUGACAGGAAUGGUUUGGACAGUCAUAUACUAAGAUUUGCAGCAAAGAUGAGGUCCAAGAUUCCCGAAAAUUGUGAUCGACAUUUCAUAAUUAGUUACUUCCUAACGGAUGACACCAUGUCUAUUUAUGAAAUUGGCAAAAAUAAUUCAGGUUUCAAAACAUCAUGUUUUCUUGGUAGAAGCCAAGUAAAGCUACCUGGACAGAAAGUUUUUGACAUAAAGCCACCCUUAUGUUAUACACCUCAGCAUAUGUUCAUUGGAGCAACAUUGAUCGUUAAUAAUUUUGAAUUUAUUCUUGUUGAUGCAGAUGAAUAUUGUUUGAGAUAUAUGGAACUAAACGCUAAUCAGUACCCCAAAGCUAAUAUUGCUUUGAUAAUGGAUAAAGUCAGAGAAAAGCUCAGGCCGAUUUAUAAGGAUUUUGUAGCAGAUAAUGUAUCGCAAGAUCAACCAACUCGAGUAAUUUCAUACGAAAAAUUGAGAUCACAACUUUGUCAAAUUAUGGGAACAGAUUUCACAGAGCAUGAUAUGGUGACUAUUUCAAGAGCCUUUUCGGCAGUUUGUCAUAAAGAGAGAUAUGACAGAGAUAAAGUCAGAGCUAUGACUUUGACGGAGCUGAAACGGUUUUUGUGGGACGACUUGGAUAGACUUAAGGAAUACUUGAUCCAAGCUGACUCCAGUAGAUUGGGAAAGCUGAGCAAAAAAGAUUGCCGCACAGUAUUAAAAGCAUGUAGACUUCCGUUGGAUAACAUUUUAAUUGACAAAAUUUUGUCCGUGAUAAAAAAGGAUACCGACUGUCAGUUGUUUUAUGAUGAUUUGUUGCAAUUCCUAGACAGGAAUUAUUGCCCUAUGUCUGAUGUGCCUCCAACAAAUGUAAAGUACGAACUAUGGUGGUGUUCAGAACCAGAACCUGAAGCAGGCAAAAUGAUUGACUGGUGUGCAUUUACCAAAUAUUUAGAUUUGGAAGAUACAUUUAAAGAAGUACUGAAGGAUACAUCAAUUGACAGUACCCUGACAGGAACUGAUGAACAAAAUAAUAAUCAGUAG